CGACUGACUUUCGUUUCCCUCACGAAACUUGUAUUCAUGCCUAGUAUUUAUGAACCUUGUGCACCGGAAAGGGGAACUAACAGCUGCGGAAAACCAAAGCGACCCUAUUACAGAGAGGGCGCAUUGUGUGUCUAACAAGCAGAGGACAGACCUUUCCAACCGGUGUCCGCGAGGAACAUGAUGGAUGCAUCUGAUCAAGAAGAGUUGGGUGUGGAUGCGGAUCAGCCUCUGGCACCUCACAAUGGCGUCAUAAAUAAACUGCUGAAUGUGGGACAAGAAGACAACAUGCAUGGCCAGAUGGAGGAGUUUCUGGGCCCGCAGGCAGAGUACAACGAGGAGGAGGAGGAGAGGAAAUACUACAGGAGGAAGAGGCUGUGUGUCAUCAAGAAUGUUCUUGCAGCCAGUGUUGGAGCCAUGAUUGUGUACAGUGUAUACAUGGGCCUCCUGCAGAUGCAGCUGAUCCUCCAUUAUGAUAUGACUUACCGUGAGGUGAAGUACAGCAACCUUGGCCUAGAGGACAUUGAUCGCAAGAUGCUGAUGGGCAUCAACGUCACCCCCAUCAUAGGCUUGCUUUACACCCCUGUACUUAUCAGGUUUCUAGGCACUAAGUGGAUGAUGUUCCUGGCUUCAGGAAUCUACGCACUCUUUGUCUCAACCAAUUACUGGGAGCGGUACUACACCUUGGUUCCAUCUGCCGUAGCCAUCGGUGUGGCCAUUGUGCCGCUCUGGGCCUCCUUGGGAAAUUAUAUUACAAGGAUGGCGCAGCAGUACUACGAGUACGUCCACUACAAGGAAGACCAUGUGCAGGAGCAGAAGAAGCUCCCUAAGGGAGCGUGUCACAAAUACAUAAUUGUCUUCCAGUCAGUCUUCCACAUCAUCUUCCAUUUGAGUUUUGUCUUCGCGGAGUUCCCCAUGUGCUUCGUCCUAAACGGCUACCUGCAUAAAAGCGAACACAUUCUCCUAAAUGUCCACUCCUGCGGCGCAAACAUCAGUGGAGUGAUCCCCGGCUUCAACACCACUGUGCUUACCAACCUGCCUCGCUCCAUGCUGCUCAUCCAGGUGGAGAGUGUCCUCAUGGGCUUCGCCUUCCUCGCCAUGAUCAUCUUCCUUGUGCUUUGUGGCCCUGCCUACCGCCCGACAGAAGAAAUCGACCUCCGCAGUAUUGGCUGGGGAAACAUCUUCCAGCUGCCUUUCAAACACCUGAGAGACUACCGCCUGAGACUGCUCUGCCCCUUCUUCAUCUACAGUGGAUUUGAAAUGCUGUUUGCGAUCACUGGAUUUUCCUUGUCCUACGGCGUCUGCGUUUUGGGCCUGGAUAAACUGUGGCUCCUUAUAGUCGUCUAUGGCCUCUCCUGCUCCGUCUUUUCCUCCCUUUCCCUUUGCCUCCUACGCCUCCCACGCUGGGUGUGUCUGGUGGGGGGCGCGGCUGUGCAUGGAGUGCUGCUGGUGGUGCUCCUGGCGUUUUCUCCACCUCCUAAAAAUCUGGAGUAUCUGGGCCCUCUGCUGGUGAUCUCUGUGCUGUGGGGACUUGGCACAGCGCUGAACAAGACGGGCGUCAGCACUCUGAUCGGUAUGCUCUACGCUGAGGAAAAAGAACGUCUGGACUUUGUCUACACCAUCUAUCAUUGGUGGCAGGCCAUCGCCAUCUUCAUAGUCUACCUCUGGUCCAACCUGCCCAUGAGGGCCAAACUCUCCAUCCUGUUGGCCACUUUAGUGCUGGCCUGCUACUGUUAUUGGUUGAUGGAGCGUCGGCUGGCCAUGAAAUUGCCUUUCAGACUGCCUCGCAUCCCGCGGCCCCGGCACAAGGUCAAAGGUUAUCGCUACCUGGAAGAGGACAACUCAGAUGAGUCAGACUCUGAGAGAAGUGAGGAGGAUGACGAAGAGGAGAGGGAGAACGAAGAGCAUGUGGUGGAAGAGAUGGGAGCAGAGGACAGGGAGAAAGGAGGCCAAGACGCAGAGGUCCAGGGAGUUGACUCACCCAAAGCCAGGAGGAGAGGGGCUGAGGGGCACCGCAACAGACGGGAGGACGCUCAGAUGAAGGAGGGAGUGAAAGAAGAGCGUGAGGGAGGUUGAGAGAGGAGUCAAGGGAGGAUGAAUUAGAGAUGAUUUUAGACCAAUGAAAGAUGUACACAAGUUGGCAAGAAUUUGAGAUUGACUGGAUGCUGUUGUGCUCUUACAUAUUUUCCAGAUACGUUUUUACAUGCUACACCAUGAGCUUUUAUUGAAAAGCUCUAAUUACCUGUUUAACUAUAGUCACAACAGUUGCCCAGAAGAAAGGGUACACAAACUGUAAAUACUAUAUUGCUAUUUAAGAAUAGAUAUAGCAAAACACGACUAAAAAUCAAAAUGCAACAAGAAUACUUUCGUUGUGGCUCAUAUUCACCAAAGUGGUAUAAAGGUCAUAGCAGCUGUUUGUCAAGAAAAACACAUUUUCUUUGACAAGCAAAUUAGUUUCAUUUUAAAAAGAGCACUUCACUGCAAGCGACAGAAAAGGGAAUGAGGAAUUGAUUUUCUAAGUCUGUCCUCAGUCUGAAGUGCGUUUGGAUGGAGUCAUUCAUAGAGAGCCUGGGUCUGCUGAAUGUGAGCAGCAUAAGCAGCCUCAACUUAUUUGUUCUUCGGCCUUUUUUUUACUUCCAACCCCUUAGUUUAUGCACAUUUCUAGAAGAAAACCCAAAUCAGCCUCUUUUUUAGAUGCUCAUAUCUGUGUUUGUUGUUCCUCUUGGGAGGAGUGCAACAUGCUUUUGCAGAAGUUGAAUAUGAAUGUAUGUUUAUGCUUUAGUUCAAUAUACAAUAGGUACGGGCGGUUAUGUAUGGGCAAUGCCAGUAAGUAAGGAAUUAAUGUUGGUAUACAGUGGCCUCAGGGAUAUUAUUGGUACUAAAUAUGUGCAGUGUCUCAAUUGUUUUUAAUAUAGCCAUCUUUAACACAACAAUAAAUAAGAUUAAGAGUCUACGGCAAUGCAAGCGUUUCUAGGAGCUGUGAUGUGAGCUAAAUACUCUUAUUAUUAGCAUGUUAACAUGCUCACAAUAACAAUGUUUACUUGCUGAUGUUUAGCGCGUCUAAUGUAUUAGUGUUCACCAUCUUAUUUUAGUGUGUUUGCAUGCUAACAUUAGCUAAUGAGCGCCAAACACAAAGUACAGCUGAGGCUGAUGGGAGUGUCCUCCUCAAUCACAGAGUUUUUCACAUUCCCCUUGAAAUCUGAAAAACUAUUGUCACAUUUUUAUUACUUCAAUUAAAGCCCUAAAAGGUAUUACAAUUGGAGACUAUUUAUGUCAUGGUGCAAAAAAGCUGUGUUUUUGCUGAAUGCAUUGACUGAAGAUAUUUUGACAUAUUCUGGUAAGCACAGAUAAUAAUAAAUAAUAAAAUGAAUGAUGCACUCCUUUAAGCUGCUUCAUUUUCCUGGUAGUGUGCAUGCUGACUCACUGUCACACAUCAUAGUUUACUUGGAAUCUUGACUAGAACAAAGCCAUUGUUAAUGUUAUAUUAGUAACACCUGUGCCUUAGUACUAAGACCUUUGUGGAACAGGUCAAUUAAUCAUGACGAGUUGGCAAGUUUGGAGAGCCGCUGUUGGAUGAUUGUUUGUACAAAAUACAAAACCUAGAUGUUAAACUUA
Cyclopterus lumpus (lumpfish) is the source of this 3612-nucleotide messenger RNA. It is a transcript of the gene unc93b1, whose product is annotated as unc-93 homolog B1, TLR signaling regulator. Bases 178 to 2073 code for a protein of 631 amino acids. Gene Ontology annotation, molecular function: Toll-like receptor binding. Gene Ontology annotation, biological process: toll-like receptor 9 signaling pathway; toll-like receptor signaling pathway; toll-like receptor 7 signaling pathway. The transcript has 13 exons. The record is from RefSeq and is a predicted model, not a curated record. Gene Ontology annotation, cellular component: endosome; lysosome. Lineage: Eukaryota; Metazoa; Chordata; Actinopteri; Perciformes; Cyclopteridae.